Dichomitus squalens LYAD-421 SS1 is the source of this 1017-nucleotide messenger RNA. RefSeq lists its product as uncharacterized. The record is from RefSeq and is a predicted model, not a curated record. The transcript is spliced from 4 exons. The coding region runs from base 1 to 1017 and encodes 338 amino acids. Lineage: Eukaryota; Fungi; Basidiomycota; Agaricomycetes; Polyporales; Polyporaceae.
AUGUCUUGCUGGCCUGACCCGACCCAAUCCUCAUACAAUGUGUCCUUACGAAUCAAUAGCAGCAGCUCUGAAAUCAAUUAUGUCGGCGGUUGGACCACCGAAGGCAUCUUCAAGUACUCUGAGUUAUCAGGAGACAUAGCAACAUUUUCAUUCAUGGGUACAUCUAUCACAGUCUUUGGAAAGGUUACCGGUCCAACCAUGCAAGCUUCCUACGGUGUCGACGAAUCCUCGGACAGUGGUGUCCUUUGUGAAGUAGACGACCUUCAUUUCAGGGAGCUACCUUUCCAAGGCCCCCUCUACACAUCCCUUCCAUUGGGUCCAGGACAGCACAAGCUCCUAAUCACCAAUAAAGGCAUCGAAUUUUACUUUGAUCACCUCGAAAUCUCCAACAACAAUACAAUAUCUUCAUCUGCCCAGUCGCCGCCAUUGACACCUUCCAUGACUACCGCCACACUCACAUCGACUGCCCCCCCUUAUGAGAGUACUGCUACAGUAUUCGUGCCAAGUACUCAAAUAUCUAGUUUGCCAAACUCCUCAUCAGCUGUCGCCGGUCCAACAGAGAACUUGCCAAGGCCCAAAUCAACCUUGACAGGGGAGAUCGUUGGUGUGGCUGCCACAGGGUGGCUGCUCCUGCUGGCGGUCGGGGUAGGCCUCUAUUGGAAUCGCGUGAAGCAUGGUAGAAAGGCGCGCAGUAAUUCGUUAGGCUCAUGUGUCGAAGCCUCCGGGAGGUCAACGGAAUCUCAGUCAGCACAAGCCAUGCGUGAAGCUCGUGACGACCCCAUCUCUGCAUUUGCGGAGUUUCACGAAGCCCCCCCGAUCUACAGCUCGAUAGACUUUCACACCAACCCUUCAGUCGGGAACAGUCAGUCGGCACCUUUGGUCCAAGCUAAUGGGGCCUAUGUUCCGGAUGGAACUUUGAACAACAACAACUCAAAGAGAAAUGCUCCAUCCGUGGAGAGCCUCCUACAGCAGCAGCGCGCUGCAAGAGAUACAACACGGCCAGGAAAGAAGUCCUGA